AUGGGUUACGUGACCUAUAUUGAUGAAUGCCUCGACAAUGUCUGUGGUGAUCAUGGGACCUGCAACAACAACCCAGGAAGUUAUGCGUGUGCAUGUCACAAGGGCUACCACAUUGUACCCGAUGCCACUCCUAUUUGCCAAGAUAUCGACGAGUGCUUCAACUCAACCGUCUGUGGUCCUGAUUCUAUUUGCACCAACACACCUGGAGCUCACACCUGUGCAUGUCAGCUGGGCUACACACAAACUCAACCAGCCGAAGAACCCAGCGAGAACAACAUCUGUAUAGAUGUUGAUGAGUGUGUUGAAGAUGCUACUGUCUGUGGACCGAAUUCCAACUGCACAAAUUCAAUUGGAUCUUACAUUUGCACCUGCUUCCCUGGUUAUCGGCUGAACAAGCCAGACGUUAUAGCCAGCAUGGCUAACCCAUGCACAGACAUAGACGAGUGCAGUGAGACUCCUGGUUUAUGUGGUAAACAAACCGUGUGCACUAAUGCACCAGGGACCUUCUACUGUUCUUGUCCCGAUGGAUUCUUCCCUUCAACUGGGAUCAUGUGGGAAAUGGGGGUCUCAUUUUGUCAAAGUAUUCAAGAUAUUCUAGAUGAAAUAGUACCACCAGAGGGUCAGACAAAAGAGAGAGCUUUCCUUGGCAACAUGGAUCAGCAACUUAAGGACAACAUAGGUGUCGUCUUACCAGAUGUGACAGUGGCAAACAGCUUUUCUGCAUCUAUGGAAGUGUCAGGCGUCGGACCACAGGCCAGGUCAAUCAGCGUGAGUAGUGAAGGAGACGGGGAGACUGGCAAUGUGAUCCUGGGCAUCUCAGAACGUCUAGUUACUGCGAUGGUGCCAACAACAUUGAACAAAACCAAAAAAGCAUUGCAGACUUCAAUUGUGGGGAGUCAUGAUAUGGACAGUGACUCCCUUUCUGCAAGAGGACAGACAAUGGAAAUCAACCUGCAGGCGCUAGCCAGUGCCAACAAUGGUUCUGCAGCAGCUGCCUUUUUGACACUAAAUGGGAUGGAGAGCCUUCUUAGCCAUCAAUACUUUCAAACAGUGAACAAGACAGAGAUGUACUCGGAUGUUUUCACUGCGAUCUUGCCGUCAAUGAACAACACCAACCUCACCGAGCCUGUCAACUUUACCAUCCAACAUAAGAAGAAAGUACCUCAGUCAGGAAUAGUGACGUGUGUGUACUGGGAAGACAAAAGCAAGAACAAAGAAGGGGGACAAACAGGAGUGAUGCGUUGGUCAGUAGAGGGCUGUUGGGUUUCAUACUCUAAUGAAAACUACACAGUGUGCAGCUGCUCUCACCUUUCGACUUUUGCCCUCAUCAUGCAGAUCGGGGAGCCUCCACCAGAGGACCCCUUCCUCGAGUGGCUCAACCGAAUGUGCGUGAUUGUCGGGCUGUUCUUCUUUGCUCUGGCCAUCUUCACCUUCCUCCUGUGUAGCUGGAACCCCAAGAUCAACAACACAGCCCGUCUUCACCUGUGCCUCAACCUCGCCUUAUCUCACCUGCUGCUGCUGUGGAAUGACAGAUAUAUUGCACAUGAGCUGUCCUGCACCGUCAUGGCAGGCCUUCUCCACUUCUUAGUUGUUGCAAGUUUUGUGUGGAUGCUGCUGGAGGCGCUACAGCUCCACCUGCUGGUCCGGAGGCUCUCCAAGGUGCAGGUGAUCCAGAGAGAUGGCCUCCCCAGGCCAUUUCUCUACCUGAUUGGCUAUGGUGUUCCUUUUGUGAUUGUGGGUAUUUCUGCACUGGUGUAUUCUGAUGGAUACGGUGCUACUGAGGCCGGGGUAUGCUGGCUCUCAACACAGCGCAGUUUCAACUGGGCUUUGACCGGUCCUGUGAUUGUUAUCCUCGGUCUUAAUUGGAUAUUGUUCUGUGCAACUCUGUGGAGUCUCAGGCCCACCCUGGCCAACAUGAAAAGUGAUGUUUCUCAAUCCAAAGACACCAGGUUGAUUGUGUUCAAGAUCGUGGCCCAGUUUGUCAUACUGGGCUGUACCUGGAUUCUGGGCCUGUACCAGACAAAUCUUUUCUUUCAGUUGCUCUUCAUUUUACUCAACUCCCAGCAAGGCACCUUCCUUUUCAUCGUCCACUGCCUGCUCAAUAAGGAGGUGCGAGAGGAGUACAUUAGAUGGCUCACAUGCUCUUGUGGAAAAGACAGAUCUGUGAAAGAUGCACCUUCAGUGUCUGAGGAUUUGGAAAAGCCUGAGGAACAGACAGAUGAGGGCCAAAAGGAUGAUGAUUAAUCCCAAUGAAGUGAACAGAAAAAAAACAAGAAGAAAGACAGAACAGAGACACAAUUA
Molecule: messenger RNA, 2301 nt
Organism: Chelmon rostratus (copperband butterflyfish)
Lineage: Eukaryota; Metazoa; Chordata; Actinopteri; Chaetodontiformes; Chaetodontidae
Product: adhesion G protein-coupled receptor E1-like
Exons: 19
Coding region: 1-2244 (747 amino acids)
Biological process (GO): cell surface receptor signaling pathway; adenylate cyclase-activating G protein-coupled receptor signaling pathway
Cellular component (GO): membrane
Molecular function (GO): G protein-coupled receptor activity; calcium ion binding
Source: RefSeq, a predicted model, not a curated record